UUUCUGUAUGGAUUCCGGUCGUCUCUUCUUCGAUGCCUCCUGCCAUGGGAAUAUGUUGCUCCUCGGGAACCCAGAUUCCAUCUUUCGAGGACCGAGAUCAUUGCUGAACAUGGAGGAAACCACGAAAAGGCGCCCCUUCUUCAGCUCGCCGGAAGAAUUGAUGGAUGAAGAAUUUUACGAUGAACAGCUGCCGGAAAAGAAACGGCGCCUCACCCCUGAGCAGGUUCUCCUCUUGGAGAAGAGCUUUGAGACGGAGAACAAGCUGGAGCCUGAGAGGAAAACCCAGCUUGCCAGGAAGCUAGGCCUUCAGCCGAGGCAGGUUGCCGUGUGGUUCCAGAACCGCAGGGCUCGUUGGAAGACUAAGCAGCUUGAGAGAGAUUAUGAUGUCCUCAAGUCCUCUUACGAAUCCCUUCUCUCCAAUUACGAUUCCAUCCUCAAGGAGAAGGAGAAGCUCAAAGCCGAGGUGGUGUCUUUGACUGAGAAACUACUGUCCAAGGAAGCGACAGGAACGGCGGUGGGAUCGGUCGGACCAAUGGUCGAACCGCAUGGAAGUAUUUUGGGUCAGGAAGGAGUGGUUCAGAUAAGUGUGAAGGUGGAGGACCGACUGAGCUCAGGGACUGGAGGGAGUGCCGUGGUGGACGUCGAGGAAGGUGGUCUACAGCCGGUAGACAGCGGCGAUUCAUACUUUCCCGACGACGAAUAUCAUAGCUGCAUGGCCGGUGGAGGGCCCGAUGGAAUCAAAUCGGAAGAAGACGAUGGGAGCGACAAUGGUGGAACCUACUACUCCGGCGUCUUUGCCACUGCCGACCAUCAACCCCAAGAGACUUCUGAGUCCUUGGGCUGGUGGGUCUGGUCUUAAAAUACUUAAUCCCUUCUUUCUUCUG
Messenger RNA from Telopea speciosissima, 884 nucleotides. Its product is annotated as homeobox-leucine zipper protein HAT5-like. Gene Ontology annotation, cellular component: nucleus. NCBI's taxonomy places the organism in Eukaryota, Viridiplantae, Streptophyta, Magnoliopsida, Proteales, Proteaceae. Gene Ontology annotation, molecular function: sequence-specific DNA binding; DNA-binding transcription factor activity, RNA polymerase II-specific. The record is from RefSeq and is a predicted model, not a curated record. The transcript has 4 exons. Bases 8 to 859 code for a protein of 283 amino acids. Gene Ontology annotation, biological process: positive regulation of DNA-templated transcription.